This is a messenger RNA of Temnothorax curvispinosus, 5264 nucleotides long. RefSeq lists its product as uncharacterized. Bases 764 to 4759 code for a protein of 1331 amino acids. NCBI's taxonomy places the organism in Eukaryota, Metazoa, Arthropoda, Insecta, Hymenoptera, Formicidae. The record is from RefSeq and is a predicted model, not a curated record. The transcript has 4 exons.
UUGUAGAUUAAAUCCAGACGCACGCGUAUUAUUGUUGCGUCGUUAUCGCGCGCGUUUAGCAAAUCGACGCGCCGUGUCGCGUUUCGCGCGACGAUGCGACGAAAUUUGAAAAAGAUAAACUCUGUAAGCUUACUUCCUAAUAUCGCGCUACGUUUCAUUGCAGACUUGCCAUCGAUAUCGUGGGAAAAUCCUAAGACGCGUCAAACGAAAAUCAACCUGCGAUCUCUACGUUUGACGCAUCAUGACUCGAGUUUUCGCGGAGAAGAUCGUUUGUGGCGCCUGGUUGUGGUGCAAGGUCGAAGAAACUGGUACGCCGGCCGCUGCGAGGCACUCCGCUCGAUGUAGGUCGUCGUCUAACUGUUCUACGUACCGUUUCUCCGCCCCUGGAGACUCUGUAUCCUUCGACAGCAGCAACAGCAACAGCGUGAGCGGAUGUAGCAACACCUACACGAUGAUGUCCGUAUACCUCACGCUGGUUACCAGUCAGGGGUUUCCUGCCAGUUUCCCGCGGCUCUGAUUUUUUUGUCCUCGACGCGCACCGAUUGCGUUCGCAGAAGGAACGUUUUUCCGUCGUCGGGGACUAGCACGAAACUGUUAUACGCGAUUACUGACAUUCGGAUCAAAUGUGUUACAUGGAAAAUCGUGUGUGGAUGGAUCAGUAAAUAAUCGCAAGAGCACCAGGAAUCGCGUGGAGCCGAAGGGAGGCCUCGAUCUGUCGGCGCGUCACUGUUUCUUCACAUAAUCGAGGCAUCAUAUGUGAAAGAUGCGGAGACGCCUAUGGACAUUCCUCGCCCUUCUGGCAUGCGUGUCGGGCGAGUAUCUAAUGGGCGGUCAUCUGGAUAACAAUGCCGGAUCAAAGAGCCGAUCCGGCAAGCUCGAGAGCUCCUCCACGUCGAGACGGAAGAUACGUCUGGACGACCUUGACCUGGAUCUCGUCGCGGCGGAGAGCACCGUUGCCGCUGCCGCUGGCGAUCCCGCUGAGGCCUCAACCGGCGACGACGGGGACGCUCCACGUUACCAUAUCCCGUAUCCUUUCGCCUUCAACGGCGGCAAGCCGUUCUCCCUGGAGAAGGACCCGAUAACCGGUAAGAUCGACUUUGCGAAAGCACCGCCUGUCAAAGCUCUCAACUAUACCGGUCGUUAUCGCGAGCGAGGGGAUAAAGAGAGUGAAGACGGCGAUGACUACGGAGACGAGAAUGAGAACGGCGAGGAGAACGCGGGACAGGAAAGAAUAAGGAGCAAGGACGGCCACGACGUCAGGCCGAACGAGAUCAACACGCAUACGCCUAACUUUCACGACUUCCUGAACCUGCCCGUCCAUUAUUCCUCGGACAAAUACGGGAACGAUAAGUACCCGUUGAUCUCGAGCUCGUACGCGAAUACGAAGGUGCAGAGCGGCGCCAACAGCUACAGCACGUACAAUCACAGGCUUCAUCAUCCGGAGAGCGAUAUGUACGUGCUUCCCGUCAAGAGCCCGUACCCGCCGGUAACGAAAACGAGCACGUACAGAACGACGAUUGUCGACGAUCUUAAAGCGAAGUGGACGAGCACCACGAGCCGUCCGUUAACGACUACGACUUCCGCGCCGCCGAUCACGACGAAUUCAUCGCGCAUCGUGCUUUCUACCUCAACCAAGGCACCCGCUGUAACCACGUGGAAGCCGUCCAGUACCUCGGUCACGUUUCACCCGAUCGACCGUACGGAGACGGAAAACGAGAAGAAUCUUCUGCCGAUAGAGAAGCUGCACGCGGGAUCUCAUCGAAAUCGAAGCGACGUUCCGGCGCGGCCUGCGAGCGACGAGGCGACGGAGAAGACGCCGGUCGCCACUCGUUACAAGGACCAACCGAAUCUCAACAAUCUCGUGCUGUCCCACGCGAGACCCGAGACGAGACCGUCGCCGCAAAACGAAGAAUAUAAAGAUUCUUAUGACGCUUACGAGUCGGACGGUGAGGGCGACGGUGACGGCGAGGAGAACGAUUACUUUUUAUUCGGCGAUUUCUUAAAGGAGGAUGUUACGUCGGCACCGUCUACGACCACUUCCAGGACAACGACGGCUGCGAGCACCACCACGACGGUUACGGCGUCGUCAGCGGAAACCACGACGUCGACAGUCGCGCCUUCACGACCCGUAUCUUCGACGCUGCCCACGUCGUCUCAAGAAGACGUGUCCGCGAACAAACCGUUGCAAUUCCCAACAAUGUCGCAACACCCUUUGUCUUUGAACAACGACAGAAGACAGGGCGUUACGGAGCGUUACGACAGUCACGGAUAUAGACCGAACCCGGUAAUCAAGGAACCAGACUGGAUAGGACCCGGAGUUGCGGUGGAGAGCACGAGUAACAUCGUGAUACCGCCGGAUCAUGAUACCGUGUCCUUCGUCCUAGGAAAUCGCCAGAACGUCGACGGCGGUUAUUAUUCGGUCGGGACAGCCGUUGGGGAGAAUCCUUACGGCUCGUCCGAGACCGACGCUCUGUUCUGGCCGCUUCGCAACGAUCCACACGAGCCCACGAAGGAAGUGAAACACGAGCAUUUGCCGGUUUCCGUUACCGAAUCGAAUCUCGAUCGCGUUACGCAGAAGUGGCCGCCCAAUUCCAGCCCUCUGAAGAGCAGCAACGAGCAGCUCGACCUGACGAGACCUCAGAGUCCCCUUGUCGCUGCCACAAGCACGGUAGUUCACGAUACGAAGAAUCUAAACAAGGAAAAGGAUGCCGGCUAUAUCAUUUUUCCAGAUGACGAAACGAAGAAGAACGUAUUGACGGAAGAGCACGUCGUGAUCAUAAACGAGGCUGAUGGCAGCAUUCACGAAUUGCCACCCAAGACGACGUUGACGGCGACGAAUAGAACGAGGCUCAACGCCACCCAAGACGACGUCGUCGGAGAUCUGCCGCAACUCGCCGAGGACCUGGUGCCGCCCGCGGAAAGUCCUAGACCGCCGUCCUAUUACUAUCAUCAUCAGCACGAUACGUCGAGGCCGAAUCACUCGAGGCCGCCCGUAUCGAGAUUACCCUUGCCGCCGCGUAUCAAGCCACCCUCGGGGUUGCCGGUGUCCCCGUUAGACGCGGGAAUAAGGAAACGUCCGUACUCGCCGGACACGAAGCUGCCCAACAUCCUGCCGCAGUUCCGUCCUAAUGCGAAAGCGUCGCACGGUCAUCGCGGGCCGGAUAUAAUAGGGACGAUGCCAGCCGGGCAAGGCAUGUCCACGAGAAUCAGACAGCCGUUGCCGGCUCAUCCGUCGCGGAGGCCUCUGCCGCCGCCGCCACCCUCGUACCUUCAGCGCCUGAAUCCACCGCCGCCGCCGAUCCACGCGGUCAGACUGGCCUUCACGCCGACCUCAAAAGUGGACAGCGUAGUCCUACCUCACGAGACGGAACCGACGAUACGAAGGCUCCGUCCCCCGUCCGGGGUACCGUUCGUAUCGCGGGGCGGCCUGGAGGAGAACGCGCCAUCGAACAGAUUGCUCACUCCCGGCAACGGUGACGGCGAGGGCGGCGAAAACAGGAAGGAGGAUCGCGGCAAAAGUGAAGUCGUGGACGAACGCGAGGUCGAAGGCGGGGAAAGAUAUCCAGAAGAACCGCCGAUGACCCCGCCGAGACCGCCGCUGUUCCCGAAGCGCAGAACGGCGGAUCCGCCGCGCGUCGCGACCUUGCAGAUGAUACAGCAUCACGGCGAAUUCAGCGAUGAGGGUGACGAGGGUGACGAGGCGCAACCCGUGCUGACGCACGAAGCGGAGCGCAGAAAAUCGGAUAAUCAUGAUCCAUCGGAAAUACCGGAGCAACCUGUGUACGUCGUGUAUCCGGUCAACACCGCGGUCAACAUACAUCCGGACGAUUCUAACGAGAAGGACGGCAGCGUCGUCGUGGGUACGCGGGGCCCUCAGCGACCGCUACCACCCGACACGCUGCUUCAGAACGAACCGGACGACACGCACAGCGUCUACAACGGCAGACCGAUCGCCCUGGACUUUCCGUAUCCGCUAGAACGACCCGAUCUGUCGUCCGUCUUUCCCGUCGGCGUGAAGGAGACGCCCGUACUGAUACCCAACGAGCAGCGGCAGCAACAGCAGCAGCAGCAAGCUUCCGCUGCCAUCGCGAACGAGCGGGAGAACGAGAAGAACGACGCGGUGAACGUAAUCCCGUACUUGCAGGACUUCCUGCCGUAUCGAAAGAAGAACGAGGCAGCGAUCUCCGUGACGUUGCAUCGCACGGCGUCGAUCGCGACGUCGUCGUCGUCGAGCUCGACGUCAGCCGCGUCGACGUCGACCUCGACGCCGAUCGCUUAUGUUUACACGCCGACGCACGCACCGUAUCCGGCACAUCGUCUCGACGAGAUUCUCGAUGACGACGACGUUGCUGCAAACGUCGACGCGAAGCAGACGGUGCUACUGCCUUCGCAACAGCCGUCCAGCUCUUCCAGCUCGGCACCGGCGCCGCAAAACUUCAUGGCUCCUUUCGUCGCCAGUAUGAGCGCCGAGACGCCGAGCAAGAAUGGCUGGAGCGUCGUCGAGCCACCCGCGGCAGCGGAGAGGAAGUCGGACAGCGACGGCGACGAGGCGAAAUCUGCCGACUCGGAGAACGACACGCAGACCGAGAGGAACGAGUUCGACCCCGAUAAUUUUAAGCCGCAGCUCUUCGGUGGUUUCAAGCCGCUCUACGAAUUUCCUACGGAGGAUGUGGAGCGUCACGACGUCGCUGAUGCGGAGUCCGAGAUAAACAUGCCCAGGCACGCCAAGGAAUUGCUGCCUGUACCUGAUAAAGGAUAAACUUGUAAAAUGUAAAAGACACCCGGACACUUUGCUUCUUUUCUCUUGAGUCUUGCUCUCGGACAUUUCGCUCUUACUUAUUACUACUCUUCUCGCGUAUAUGUAAACAAAAACGUAAUAUGUAGACGAAAGCGAAAACGAAACAUACGCGCGUAGCAAAGAGAAUGAAGAGCGAAUGUCUCUGCGCGCUGCUCGAUGAAAAGAUGCUUCGUAGUAUCGUAGUAGAGCCAACUCGAACGGUAGAAGACUGUACUCCAUUUUCACUCCGCUUAUAAUGUAUUAUUAAUAUGUAAGAACGUCGCGAUAUAAAAUAAUAUUUAAUUUAUUGCAAUUAAAUGACUAGCAUUUGUUAAUCUCUGUCUUGUAGCAGUGUUAACAUUAGUAGUCAAGUAUUGAAAUAUGUAGAAAAUAUUGAUGCACGUAUCGCUAAGGAUGAACGUAUCGAAAGUAUCAAAACGUUGAAUAAAAAUAUCAAUAAAUAUUAAUAUAAGUUUUUCACGAGCAA